Molecule: messenger RNA, 4126 nt
Organism: Triplophysa dalaica
Lineage: Eukaryota; Metazoa; Chordata; Actinopteri; Cypriniformes; Nemacheilidae
Exons: 7
Coding region: 2581-3252 (223 amino acids)
Source: RefSeq, a predicted model, not a curated record
UCUUCGGCUUAACCGGGGCCGGGUCGUGGGGGCAGCAGUCUAAGCAGGGAUGCCCAGACUUCCCUCUCCCUAGACACUUCCUCCAGUUCUUCUGGUGGGAAACCGAUGCGUUCCCAGGCCAGCCGGGAGACAUAGUCCCUCCAGCGUGUCCUUGGUCUUCCCAGGGGUCUUCUCCCGGUGGGACAUGCCCAGAACACAUUCCCGGGAAGGCGUCCAGGGGGCAUCCGGAAAAGAUGCCAGAGCCACCUCAGCUGGCCCCUCUCGAUGUGGAGGAGCAGCGGAUCUAAUCUGAGCUCCUCCCGAGUGACCGAGCUUCUCACCCUAUCUCUAAGGGAUCGCCCGGCUACCCUGCAGUGAAAGCUCAUUUCGGCCGCCUGUAUCCGGGAUCUUGUCCUUUCGGUCAUGAUCCACAGCUCAUGACCAUAGGUGAGGGUAGGAACGUAGAUUGACCGGUAAAUCGAGAGCUUCGCCUUGCGGCUCAGCUCCUUCUUCACCACGACAGACCGGUACAGCGACCGCAUUACUGCAGAAGCUGCCCCGAUCCGUCUGUCAAUCUCCCGUUCCAUCCUUCCCUCACUCGUGAACAAGACCCCCAGAUACUGAGAACCAUGGCCUCAGAUUUGGAGGUGCUGAUUCUCAUCCCAGCCGCUUCACACUCAGCUGCAAACCGUCCCAGUGCAUACUGGAGGUCCUGGUCUGAUGGGGCCAGCAUGACGACAUCAUCCGCAAAGAGCAGAGAUGAAAUCGUGUGGUCCUCAAACCCGGAGACAAAUGGUUGCCCUGCCGGAGUCCAACAUGCACCAGAAUAAGUCUGAUUUACUGCCGGCAAUGCGAACCAAGCUCCUGCUCCGGUCAUACAGGGACUGGAUGGCCCUUAGCAAAGGGUCCCGAAUCCCAUACUCCCGGAGCACCCUCCACAAGAUGCCGCGAGGGACACAGUCGAAUGCCUUCUCCAAAUCCACAAAACACAUGUGGAUUGGUUGGGCAAACUCCCAUGAACCCUCCAGCACCCUGGAGAGGGUACAGAGCUGGUCCAGUGUUCCACGACCGGGACAGAAACCACACUGUUCCUCCUGAAUCCGAGGUUCUACCAUAGGCCGGAUUCUCCUCUCGUGUACCCUAGGACGCAUUCAAAGGCUAAACCAUGUGGUGCACGAGAAUGCGCUUUUGGUAUGUUGUCGCACGCCCCUCGCAUACACAGUAAGCGAAAAAAACGGCUUCCUACGGCUUUCCUACGAAAAACCUGCAUGCAGUUUAUGCGCAUUCAUAUUUUUGUGGCUUUUGUGGAAAUUUGGGCAAAAACCAGAUGCUGUUAAAAGAGAAAAGUGAGAUAGCAAAAACAUAUUCUGUCAUGUGUUGUCAUGUGACAUGUUCAUGUCAUUCUGCUGUAGGCUUUACGUACAUACGAGAUCAUUUUGACCUCUGACCUCUGCACACAGCAAUAGGUUUGUGGUUUUUGCAUGUAUUGAAUGCAUUGUAGACAAAUGAACCACAGUGAUUAUUGAAUUAAUCUUUAUUCAUUAAUAAUAUCUUUUUAUUGAGUAUAUUUAGUCUGCAAUUGAUUCAUUUUGCAUCCAUUGGCUGUAAUAGUCCACAUGCGGCAUGGAAAAUCCGCAUAGUCCAGAAAUGUCGUAGGUGAGCAAUCCAUAAACUGCAUGGAAAUUGCGCGUAAUCCACAAACUUCGGAGGUGAGCGACUCCCUUCUUUCCAAUGCCCGGGGCAUAAAAAAAACCCUAAUUCCCACUUCUCUUUUCCCCCAUUUCUUCAACAUACCGAUCGACACGUGUACCAUUUGCAAGCGGGAUUACGCCCAGCUGAGCCAACACCUCUGGGUGUCGCAUGGGGUCAAAAACAUGGAAGAGUGGAGGCUGCUCCUGGCACUGCAGUCCGGCAGGGUCAGGGCUGCAAUAAAGAGUCGGCAAGGCUGGACCGGCAUCUGAAGGCCCACACUGAGCUUACGGUGGCAACGCGCAGGCAGCACGUUAGUUAGAUGAAGAGGCUUCUUUGUCUAAAGCAAUUGGCUGCACUGCGGGCCUCAGACCUGCAGGUGCCAAUGGUGUCGACGCUGGACUUCAUGGAAGAGGAGGAGGGAGAGGUUGCUCUGGACCAAGCAGAAGAGUAGGGUUCGGAGGAGCAGGAAGAGACAGAGGAGAGUGGGUGUCCAAAAAGAGCUUGCGUCAUGGCGAGGGAAACCGUGGCCCAGCUCAACUCCCAGGUGGACACCGUCACGUCCACCCUGAAGGAGCUUUCCAGGCUCUUCUGCAUUAUGCAACGCCGCUCACACCGAAGGCCUUCGGACUUCAGGCGUCAGGCGAAGCAACUCCUCUCUUCAUUUGCGAUCGAGGAAGACAACGUGGAGGAAGAUGCAGUGCCGCCUCAGCAUUCCUCCUCCAAGGCGUCAACCAGCAAGUCCUCUGCGACGCCUGGGGAGCAUGGGCUUCCCCAGUUACCGGACCACGUCGCGGUCUUGAACACACUGAUGGAGCAAUACAGGGCCCACCAGGAGGGCCCCGACCCCUCCACUAAGCUGCUGGACAAUGUCGCCAGCAAUUGUAUCGCAUCAAGCGAUUUGUUGCGUACAUGGCCCAGGCAGGGGGCAAGCUCCAGACCCUGGACUUCCUCAAUGAUAAGGAGAGGAUGCGAAGGUGGGUAAAGACUCUCAGAACCAUGGCGAUUCGGGAGACAACAAUCAAUCAUUACUUGAAGAACAUAGCACAGUUUAUGGACUAUGUGGCCGCAACACCCCCUCUGAGCUGCCGCCUCUCCAAGAGGGUCUUGUUGUCGAUCAGAAGGGAAGUGAGGAUGAUGCUGCAGUGCAUGAAUCGCCCCGUCACUUUGCACCAAAUGACGGUGAAGCGGGCCAAAGACGGGCAGCUCAUCUCCAAGGCCCUCUUGAAGAAGUGCAGGGAGGAGGCCAGACAGAAAAUUGCCCAAAUUAUCGAUGAGCUGGAAAAUACCAAGGCGCAGAAGACCCAGUUCAGAUUUUAUGGGUAUUUGACAGCGUUCCUGGCCUCGAUCUAUGGUCACCGCUGCGGGGUCUUCCAAAAUAUGACCAUAGAUGAGGUCAGGAACGCGACCAAGACAUCAAAUACUUACCUCAUCAAUGUCAACUUGCACAAGACCAACCAGGCCUUCGGACCGGCAGAAAUUGCGCUCUCCGCAGAGGAGUACAGCUGGUUCGAUCGGUUCCGGGCGAUGAGGAAGGAAUUGGUGGGCGGGGUCGAGGCCAAGCUAGUUUUUUUUUACAUCUAGUACAAAUCCGUGCAAAAAUCUGAACAGCCACUUCCAGGCAGCUUGGAAGGAGAUGGGGCUUCCAAAAUACCCCACAUUCACAGACCUCCGGUCGGCCAUCGCCACUCAUGCCAGGAACAAUGGCACCAUUGAGGACCGAUCAAAACUGUCCCGUUUCAUGUGUCACGACACAAGGACUGCGGACAAGUUCUACGCGUGUAACCUAAAUACCAAGGAGGCAUGGGAGCACAGGCAGCUCUUCGAGAAGGUGCUGGAGGGGCCUGACGUGCCGGACGAGCCCAUCGGCAAGGCCGGCAAGAGGCCUUGCAAGCGAAAGCGAAGUGACAAUGCGUCUCCGCUCACCUCACAGACCACAACUGAGGAUGAAGUGUAGCAGGUCUACCAGGAGUUGGGAGUGUCCUCGGUGGAUUCGGAAGAGAUAGAACUCAUCUGAUUGCGACCCAUCUAAGGCCCAGCCGUCCGUGGCCAAGCCCAUGAGGCAGGCAGCCAUUGUCCUUACGCCUCUGAAAAUUAGAUGGUCCCCGGCAGAGUCACCUUACAAGCUUUCCAAAGAAUACCCCUUCAGCGCCUGAUCCAGUGCCUGUCCUGCUCCAGUGAUCCUUUGCUCCGCACCUGACCCGCGUUUCCCCCGCCCCAGAGUUCCCCGACUACUCCACCCCUACCCAGCUCCAGCUGUUCCCUGUUCUGCCAUCCCCGUUGUUUGUUGUUUUUGUUCCUGACCUUCCCAGCUCCUGCCUCACCUCCCCAAUACCCCUUUAAGGGGUUUUCCUGUAAAUAGUUCCAUUUCAUGUUUUUACUUGUUUGUUAUUGUUUUGAUGUUCCAAUGUGUUUUUUAUUAUGUUCAAUAAAUGUUCCACCUUAUGUUUCAAAUGUC